Pseudovirgaria hyperparasitica is the source of this 1749-nucleotide messenger RNA. RefSeq lists its product as uncharacterized. Gene Ontology annotation, biological process: regulation of DNA-templated transcription. Gene Ontology annotation, molecular function: sequence-specific DNA binding; DNA-binding transcription factor activity. NCBI's taxonomy places the organism in Eukaryota, Fungi, Ascomycota, Dothideomycetes, Acrospermales, Acrospermaceae. The record is from RefSeq and is a predicted model, not a curated record. The transcript is spliced from 6 exons. Bases 1 to 1749 code for a protein of 582 amino acids.
AUGGCAUCCACAACAGAGUCUCUUUCCAGAAGCCCAUUUCAAGCCGAUCAACACACAAGUGGAUCUCACAAGUCCAUUCCAAUCCUUCCGUCCACUUCAGCAUCCUCGAAUUUAUCGGUCCCGGGCGAUCCGAUGGAUGUUUCACCUUCCCACGACCAAACUAUGGGACCACCGGCUAUGAGUAGCCCCUCCGCUGAGCGCACUGGACCUAGCAAUAGCCAACUGCAUGUCUCCAACCAAGAUACGGAGGGUACGAAUGGUAAUACCGGCUCGGCAGUCGGAGCUGCUGCCGCUGCACAGCAGCCAAAAGUAGUGCAGACCGCUUUUAUUCAUAAACUAUAUAACAUGCUAGAAGAUCAAACUAUACAACAUUUGAUCUCGUGGUCCAGUACCAACGAAAGUUUCGUCAUGUCUCCCUCGAGCGAGUUCUCAAAAGUUCUGUCGUCUCGUGGAUCAUAUUUCAAGCACACAAAUAUAUCGUCAUUUGUUCGACAAUUGAACAUGUACGGCUUUCACAAAGUCAGCGACGUCUUCCACACGGGCUCACCAGACACCCCUUUGUGGGAAUUUAAACACGGGAAUGGCAACUUCAAGAGAGGCGAUCUUAUUGGCCUGAGAGAAAUCAAGCGCCGUGCUUCGCGUCAUGCGUUGAUUCAUCGAGACUCUUUCUCUACAGGCCCAAAACCCCCCACAGGACCACCAACAGGAGCUCCUGUGGACGCCAUGCCAGAUCCUAUUGAAGCCCGGUUGGUAAUUUUGGAACAGUAUGCACAGGACGCAUGGCAACGACUGGCACGCAGUGAAGAUGGCGCCGCUUAUUUGAACAAAAAAUGUGAUAUACUCACGGAGAAUCUCAUGCGGAGCUACCAGUGCAACAUCGAUCUAGCCAAUAUGAUCGCAGGAAUAGUCCAGAAUCCCGAAGAUCAAAUACAUAAAGAUGCCAUGACCAUGCGACAUGAAGUUCAGCGACAACUGGAAUACUUACACGACCCUACGGAAUCGCUCCCUUCGGCAAGACAAGCUAUAUUUUCGAACUUCGGUCACGAAGGUGGGAUGCCAUUAUCUCCUCGACAGGUGCCGCAAUCUGAAUCUCGGCGAGGCUCGCUCGCGAAUAUAAACCAGCCAGGGCAGUUUAGAACUCCAGCUGCGCCCCACCUGGCCAUAUCACCAAGGCGGUACGGCUCUAUCGGCGCCGGUGCCUACUCCCCAUCGCAACGCACACCAAUUCAUGCACAAGCUCCUCCGCCACCGCCUCCCCCAACGAUUCAGCACCCUCUCGCGAACUCUUCAACAAAUGACUCGCCGCCAAUGAAUCUUUCGAGAAGACACACGUCCGCAGAUAUUCGAUUACACGGCUGGCAAGGACCUCCUCCAGUGCCGUCACCUUAUGCCUCAGGCAAUAAUAGCUCCCAAUGGCCCUCGUCUCCACAUCGAGGUCCCUUAGUUACUGGAGAUCAACAAAUUCGAGAUCAGCUUGCACAGUAUGAGUUCAGCCGCCCACGCCCACAAGGAUCACGCCAAGCGACGCCUCCAAUGACUGGGGAACAAGGCUCAUCACUUAAUCCAGAUGCUGGCUGGACACUGCCGGGCGCCAAGUUCCCUUUCAGAGGUAUUGACACCUCUGCACCUCCUACGCGUCGCUCGAGUAUGGCAUCGAAUGUCCAUUCUUUGUUGAAUCCUGCAGAAACUGCAGAACGAGCCGACGAGGACGAGCCAAUGGACGAUCGUAAAAGGAAGCGCCUGGGAUGA